Amoebophrya sp. A120 is the source of this 5934-nucleotide messenger RNA. The record is from the annotation of a GenBank genome assembly. Lineage: Eukaryota; Dinophyceae; Syndiniales; Amoebophryaceae.
AGUGAAACGUAUUUCUAAUUCUAUUUUAUGAAGUGUGCUGGGACGGUAAACAUCUAAAAGGAAUCAGAAUAGUGACCACGCCGGGGACAUCAGCCAGAAGUACUACAUUCCGUCAUUUGUGUGCUUCCGCAUCAAUCAUGGGCUAGACGUUUUUGACGCUUUCUUGUUCCGUCGCCUCGGCAGCUGCGCUCGUCGCAUUUUUCUUCCUUGUGCCGUCGAGAUCAUAAGUAUGACGUGCAAGACCAGGAAACGUCGAAAAGUCUUCUUGACCCCGUCCUCUUCGGAAGCUGCUUACGGUAGUACGUCGCUUCUGCCCGCAGCUGCUGGGCCUGGGCCACAUCAUCAAGGGAGAAUUAUGCAACCUCCUCGUCGACGACGUUGUGGCAGCUCGUUAUUUCGGGUGAAGAGCACGACAGCGACCGGCAGACUCUUCACGACUAGCACAAGUGGUUAUUUGUCUUUCGUGGCGCUGCUAUGUGCCGUGUUUCUUCUCUUCUACAACGUCUGUUUUAUUCAUCACGACGAAGAAGCUCACCGGUGGACAAGAACACGGAGAAAUAGCCUCAUCCUGUUCUAUCAAAUGAAAAUAUGUUGUCUGGGUCUGGAAAUUUGUCUUGCUGUUGAUACUCGCAUAGCAGAGUACUUACCCGUUUGUACGGCAGAACAGCAUCAGACAGAAGUUUGGAAAGGCGUAUUGCUGAUUCAUUUGCAAAAGAACGCAUGAUAUUAGGCUUCCAUUCUUUCAGCACGACUGCCCAAGCCCAAUCGUAUUCUGCAUGGCAGCUCUUGGUGUGCCUGAAGUUGAAUUCUUGCACUUUUACAAAAAAUAAGAUCCAGACCCAGACGUAUUUGCAAUGCAUAUCAUCGCCCACGCGGGCGACCCCAUCGUGCGGGACGACGGGCUCACCGUGAGUACCGCACUCUGGCACCGUAUGCAAGAAAAAAACUGUGUAAAGAAGUGUAAGUAUGUAAGUUUGUAUUGCGGACGUAUGUAGUUGUAGUAUUAAAGCAGUCACUACUGGAAGUGCGUCAUGGUGCAUACUAGUUCAUCAAUACGUGUUUUCGCUGAGACUAGCUGCGCCUGACAGGCUUUUUCUGUAAUGCAAAACGAAUUUGUGACGCUGCUCAUCCUACAAGGUUACACCUUACACGACACUUUUUUUCUCCGAUACACCGUGCGCAACUGGGAAACAUCGACUUCGAGGCAAGUUGCAGCUUUAACCCAAACCUGAAGAACGGGUGUUUGCGGGAAAACCGGUUCGAUACCGAGAAACAGGCACUGAUCCGGUUUUUCGUUGUCAUGGACGGCUUUGCCUGGCGGGAGUCGACGAACUGGGAAAUCUAUGCACUUUCGCAAAAGUAUCGCACCUACUACGUAGAAAUUGCAUAUCUAUGGUACUUAUGCACAAAUUGUUUGCACAGCAUCAAAAAUGGAAUUUGAUGUAGUCUUGCAGAUCUUUUUACCUUGUUUCGCAAUCGCAAUGCUAUUACCUUUAUUUCGGUGCGACUGCGAAUAAACUUUUGCAAUGCACAAGAUCACGUACCGCGAGGAGUUAUGAAAUGCAAAAGCAUCGUAUUCGUAUAAAUGCAUUACAAAUUUUCUCAGCAUGAGAAAUAGAAUCUGUAAUGCUGAUUUGCCUUGACAAAGAAAUUUGUAGUGCAAGAGCAGCAUUUAUACGAGUACGAUACUUUUGCACAGGAUAGGAGUGCGACUUCACCAAUACCUGCGUGGACAUCUACGAGACGGAUCCGAAGAAUUCACUAUCAAGUGCAAAAUUGUCUGGGUCUGGAAGGUGGUAACCUGUGAUGCUGUCUUUGGAUUCCAAAAAAAUCUGUAUUGCAUGACUAGCAGAAGGAGUCCAGUUUGUGCUACACGGGGAGGGCGUUUCUCAUGCGGAAUAAGCAUCAGGAAGCCUUCUAAAAAUAUGGGAUGCUAGGGCAUGCAUUACAGGCGUCACUGGUCAUGCAGAAUAUGCAUAUAUAACAAACCUGGCAAUCUUCCAGGCCCAGACAUAUUUGCAUUUGAUAUUCACCGUGUUGGGACCAUUGGUACGGCAUCACCUGCAACGAGGAGGGGUAUCAGAGUGCACAAUUCAUCAUCCCUGUGCCAUGUCCUCCUCAUUUGUCAUGCAAAAUGUACAGUACUAACAGUAACACUAAGUGCAUGUGCAGCUGCCUGUCCACCACCCUUUUGGUCUUGAUUGAUUGACAGCUAAAUGUUCACCCGGUUGUUCCGGAAGCUAGGGCUAGUACAAAACAUGUAUAGAAGUCAGAUACAACAUUUUGAUUCUGUGUGUGUAGUUAGCAUGCAGAUGUCACAUUUUAUUCGUUUUCGCUUCGUGUGUUGCUGCAAAUGCGCGCCGUCAAUCAGGGGGACGACGACCGAGGUUUGAUGUCCACUCUCAUAAGGGGCGUGUGAUCGAGAUCAACCUCGUCGACAAUCGUCUGAACGGCACGUUCAUGAACCCAGAUUUCCCGGACGACGCCCAGCUUCUAAACGAAUUCCCCGCCUAUCCGAGAAAAAAACGUUGUUCGUGUAAAUUUGUGAUGCGCAACAUGCAAGAUGAUUGCGUCUGUCAUGCUGGGCAUGCAUCGUGGGGUCCAUUCAAGGGCGUGCUCACGUAGAAUCUGCGCAUGGCAGGCUUCUGUUGUCAUAUGUAGUGAGGUCACCGAACGGUUCUAACCAGGGAGUUUUUUUGACAGCUACCCUGAAAAACGACCGGCAGUUUUCAAGCGGCCGGAGGCGUUUUUUGACAUAAAAAAUUUUUAAUUAUCAAGCGGACGGGGCUUUGCCGUCAAACAAGCCCGGUCGAAAACUAUCGAUUCGCACUUGAUAAAACGACGCAGGGGAGCCGGCAAAAGGGCCCUUCUGAGGCGCCCGCCGCCUUGGUUUCUGGCGAUUUGGGGCGCCCAAAAAGGGGCGCGCAAAAAACGCGCCCAAAAUCAGAACAGCGAGACAGCAUGGCACGGCCGCGAUUUCGGAGCAUUUUGGGCGGCCGCGAAAGCGGCCGCCUUUUCGCCGGUUUCAGAGCCUGGGAAGCUUUGCAAAAGGCGCCGGCGUGAAAAAUAAAAACGCGACAAAGAAAAAGCGCUCCAGACGCGCAAAGCCAAUCCGCAUGCUAUGGGCCCGAUUUUCCUUCGCUUUUUGGGCGCCCCCCGUGGCACCCGGAUCGGCCCCAUAGCAUGGGGGCUGGCCUUCGGGAAGGAACUUCGGGAAUUUGCCAAAAUUUGCGAUGUUUAUCAAGCGGCCGCCAUACCGUGCGGCCUAACGUUACUCACGGCGGUAUGGCGAGCCCAGAAAAAGCAAAGCCGCGGCCAAGGCGAUGGCCGGCAAGAAAACGCCCAACGACCUCACUACCUCCGCCCCGGCGGCUAUAUUUGGUAACAGAGAUAUUUGCAAUGCUGAUCCUUCAAGAAUGUUACACCUACAAUCUUUUUUUCUUGGAUACCGCCCUGCGGAGGAUCAAUUUCGCCACGACAAGGGCACGGUACCACAACAUACCCAACCCGUACGCAAACAAUGUGACCGGGGCGUGGCUAUCCAAGGUAAAUUCUACGAUACCAGGUCGUCAUCUGGGUCCGAAGACAUGCAACGCUUUGUAAAGUUGUAGUUCCUUCAUAACGGGCAGCGCUUGCUUGUAUACGACAAACCAUGUACGCAAAACACGAUCCCCUUCGAGCAGUAAGCAGUUUUUUGCUCCUGCAUUCGAACUGUGCAGGUUUGUUUCAUAUCUGCAUCUCUAUGAAACUGAUCCAGACCCGACUCAGGCAACAUGUAGUUUGCCAUGCAUAAUUUCCCGGUAUGGAGAAGUGUAAGAACCUGACGGCGGUGGAAAUCAGCGGCAACAAGAUCACAGACCUGCCUAAUUUGUGGAGGAACGGGGACACGCUGCGAACGCUGGCCGCGUCGAGGAAUAGAAUAAAGUGCUUCAUAGUUUAUUUUCGAUUUUAUUUUAUUUUGUCAACCUGCGUGAUUUUUCGUGAAUACUUGAUAAUUAUAGCUUUAGCUCCACCUAUUCCUAUUAUAGCUGUGAGGAGAUGAAGAGAGUAGAAGUCCUCAGAUGAACCACUACUCUUUUUUAUUCAACAGCCGUUUCCCGCCGAACCUGAUCGCGUUCACGAUGCUCGAGACCCUGGACCUCGCCCACAACCUGAUGGCCCAGCCCUUCCCCAAGACCUUCGGGAAGAACAUGGUGCGCGCGCGGUCGGUAUGCCUUGCAACUAUGUCAUCUAGGUCUGGAAAGGAGGAACUUCUGAUGCUUGUCUUGCAUGAGUGCCAAAUCUGUGUUGCAUGAGCAGCAAAACAAGUUGUGCUUUUUUUGUCAUGCAAAGACGCGCUUUGUGUUUGUAAUGCGCACAACGCAUGAGAAGACGCUUGGAAAAUCAAAAUUAAGAUUUGUCAUGGUCCACUGCACUGAAAGGCGCACAGAAUUAUGAUCAUGCAGCAUCACAAGUUUCCAGACAUCAAGGGAGAUUUGCACUUGAUAGUUGGUGCGACUGGACAACAACGGGAUCACCGGCGACAUCGCGGAGGCCCUGGACAUGGCCGACAUGAGGAAGAUUCUCGUCUUCACCGUAGCACACAUAUCCCACAGAAAAAGACUGGCAGGGCAUCUUUGUAAAAAUGCAAAAAAUGAAUAUACAAAAAAAUCUGUCAACAUGGGCGAGCCCAUAGCAUGCUGCUUAGGCUAUGAAGUACUUACAGACUUUUUUGGUAGUUCAUUUUUGCACUACCUGCCUAUCAUUUUCUGUGGGAUAACACAACCCGGGGCUGACUGGGGUCUUUCCGAAGGACAUCGUGGAUAACUUCUGGACGGAAAACGAAUUCCUGGCCAUCCUGAACACCUUAUGGAAAAAUAUACACAACUAGGUACUUCUAUGUUCUAUGCCCCCCGGCCGGCGCCCUAGGUUUUUGAUACUGCGCCACUUUAAGGAGGUUUGUGUUUCUUGUAUUGAUGAAUUUGUGCUGUGCAUAGCCUGGUUUUAACUCCACAACCAAAUAAGUACACAUGCAGUGGAUGGUUCUCAACGGACCUUGGGUUGCGAACAAUGCGACUGUAGUUAAUUGAGAUUCGUCUCUACUUGGAUCGUGGUGUGCCUUCAUUUCGUGCCAGAGCACUAGAAAUCCUGUGCAUAGAAGCACUAGUUUCCGGUUGCAUACCUCACGAUGUACGGAACUAUCGCCGGUCUGUGUCUCGACGUGCCUUACUGCAUGCUAUCAACAGCAAAAAUGUCUGGGUCUGGAAGAGUCGGGACCUGUCAUGUACAUUUUGCAUGACCCGUGAGGUCUUUGAUGCUGGUGCUAGCAUCACAGAUUUUUUGAGAGCUUCUUGAUGCUAAUUACGCAUGAGAAAUGCCCUCUCCGCGUGCCAAGAACUGACUCGUCUUGCUGCUCAUGCAACACAGAAACACAGAUACUUUUAGAAUCCGCAGACAGCAUUACUCUUCCAGACCCAGACAUUUUUGCAAUCCAUACAUGCGCUACAUGUAUAACACCGACCCGGCGCAGGGCGGGCACGGCGAUCAGACGUGGGUCAACGGCAUGGAUCCGGUCAUCCAAGAGGUGCUCGAAUUAGCGAUGACCGGGGGCUAUCCAAUGCAACAAAUAUGUCUGGAUCUGCAAUGCUGAAGUUUGGAUGAGUGCUUUGACUCUUUCAAGUGCACGACCAAAGGAAGGAUGAUAAGUUUGUUCCACCUUGACUCAUGCAUCGCAAGCAUCACGAAAAACUAUCUUUUGGCACGACAGAGAAGAUGAAAGCACGUAGCGCUUUUCAAUGAUGCAGGUCAUGCAACAAAGAUUCAAGAUUCUUGGAAGAAUGGAAGACACGCAACACAAGUGUGACUCUUCCGGGCCUAGACAUAUUUGCAAGCCAUAGGGGUACCACGACCACCACCACUACCACCUUCGACUUCUCCGCGCUGCCGCUUAGGUAG